Messenger RNA from Brassica napus (rape), 648 nucleotides. RefSeq names its product secreted RxLR effector protein 161-like. The record is from RefSeq and is a predicted model, not a curated record. Lineage: Eukaryota; Viridiplantae; Streptophyta; Magnoliopsida; Brassicales; Brassicaceae. The transcript has a single exon. Bases 1 to 648 code for a protein of 215 amino acids.
AUGGCUCAGAAAUUUGAUAUGAGUGAUCUAGGAAGAUUAACUUAUUAUCUAGGGAUUGAGGUGACACAAUACGAAGAAGGGAUUAUGCUAAAACAUGAGAGAUACGCAAACAAACUCUUGGGUGAAGCCGGCAUGAACGACUGUAACGCAGUACAAGCCCCAAAGGAGUUUGGACUUAAACUAUCCAAGUCUAUCUAUGAAGAGGAUGUUAAUGAAAAAGUCUAUAGGCGAAUGAUAGGAUGUCUUAGACACAUACUGCAUAUGUGUCCCGAUCUUUCAUUCGCGGUCGGUAUCUUAAGCCAUUAUAUGCACAAUCCGAAGAGAUCACACGCAACGGUGCUGAAGCAGAUAUUGCGAUAUCUAAGAGGAACACUGAGCUAUGGUUUGUUCUUUAAACGAAUGGGGAAGUCAGAGCUUGUUGGGUAUAGCGACAGCAGCCACAACGUAGACGAAGAUGAUGGACGAAGCACCACUGGUCAUGUUUUCUAUCUUAACUCAUGUCCAAUUAGUUGGUGUUCUCAAAAACAAGAAACAGUAGCUUUGUCAUCAUGUGAAGCUGAAUUCAUGGCUGCUACUGAAGCUGCAAAACAAGCUAUAUGGCUACAAGAGUUACUUGGGAAGUCACCGGAGAAUGCUGCGGAAGAGUAG